AUGGAGAAGGCCUACUGGAAGUGUCCUGGUACUGCAUCACCGAAAGACGCCCUUUUCUUCAUUUCUGCCUUCAUUAACGCCUUCAGCCUGCUAUUAAAUCUCGGUGUGCUGGUGUUCCUCCUUCUAUUAAAAGGCAAACCCCUGACAUUCCUUAUCCAGGUUCGUGCUCUAGUUGGCUCUGUGGUCUUCUACAUUUUCAUCAGAACCUGCGACCGCGUAAUACCCAGACGCCUCUACCCUUCUGAUCCUACCUUGGCUUCGAUUUUAUGCCACAUAUGGACGAGCCGAUAUCUGUUUAUAGUUACAUACACAUUUACAGCCCUUGUACUGAAUUUCACAGUGGGGAACAGAGCAAUUCAAAUUGUCUGCAGAUACCAGCAUUCAUUCUCCACCUCUCGCAUUACCAACCUCGCAUACUUGGCUGGCAUGGGCCUAGUCAGCGUCAUCUGUAUGCUUCCCCAGGCGUUAAUAGUGGAGUGGAAUGGAAAAUAUUGUCGGUGUCUUGACACAGAUCUGCCUUACGGAGUUCUUGUGGCUCUUUACACUGAGACCUUUGUUCGAUUCGGUUUGACUGCUUUUAUCAGCACUACCAUCUUAAUUGUCUCCUGUUACAAAAUUAUCCAAUGGGUGCGUAGCACACGGGCUGAACAGCUUACGGACACCUGGAACAUUCUAGCUCUUCCCGGCACCACAAAGGAGCAGAUGGAGGCGUUUAGUCGACCGCAGGGUUGGUUGACUGCCACCCUCUGUACUGUACCACUUUCGGUGAAUUUCCUAGUAAUCAGCCUCUACGAAACUGGCCACAAGUUCAUUUGUGCUCUGGGGUUUUGCACAAUAACAAUGGACUCUCCACUUUCCAGGGCUGCUCGAUUUUUGCUUGACUUUCAACUACUCGUCCUACCGACCAUAUUCAUCGUCUACAUUCCGGCACUGCGAGAAUUAUCAAUGCAUGCCUGUCAAAGAGUCGUCUCAUUGGGUAAAAAUCUGUGCAAACGACAGCGAGAGACAUCUGUUGGUGGGCAACAGGACGCUCGAGUUCCCUAGGUCACACUUGCAGAUGGGAAGUGCAUUCUGGUUGAUGGUUUCUACCCUGCAUAGUGGAUAAACGUCUGCCUCUGAACUGUGGUUCAUGUCUGUAUCUUAUGCACAAGGGCCAUCCUCGGCAAACAGCUCGAUGCACCUGCACUUACGCAGACUGAAAGACAAAGAUUAUAUUAUUCACAUUGAAAAAUAAGUGCAUGUUUAAAACUUCAGUGACUGUAUUUGUUUAACUUGUAAUGACCAGUGGGUAAAAAGGGCUGUUGACUGCGCACCUCGUCGUUUCAAGGGACGGAGGAUGCAAUGCGUGCAUCUAGUAAAGUCCUAGCGAACUUUAAAUGAUAAUUGCAGCCACUCUAGGCAUGCUUAUUCGGCACAGAAAAGAUUAACCCAAAUAACCUGCUAGUAAUUCUUAUAGGCGUACUUACAGACUACUUUAUCACUUCGGCAAUUCGUUCCGGUGUGAUGCUUUUAUUCAUUUAUUUAUUCACUUACUCAUCGGAUGUAUUGCAGAAAUGCAGGCCAGUAGCUCCAAUUUAAGGGAACGAAGCAAAUAUGCGAAAAACUCUACUUUCGAGUGGACCAUGUAUCGGCACUCUUCCAGCCGCAUGCAACACAAUUUCAAUAGGGUCAAUUUACACAUGAAAGAUUUACUCUAACCUUGCUCAUUUGCGAUUCUUAGCAAGUUUGUUUUUCAUAUCCCUAGCUGUUGAGAUGCUUUGGCUGAAUAUUCGUUGUGUUAGUAGAUACCUGUUUAGAAUUCAGAUGCUGUGUGAUUCCACUUGAGAAGCCCGAAAACUACAAGGCUUUACCUUCGGCAGCAUAUGGUGGAAGUGGCAUGGACGAUUGCAAAUAUGCAAGAGGCGGCGGAGUUUCCUCAUUUGUUCGUCUAGCAGAGUGUUUGAGGUUGAAACACCCACAUCGAAUUCGGCGUCUGCUACUUCCUACCAGCCAGCGUAUUCUACAACUGAAUGAGGUCCACGUAGUUACUUGUGUUCGUUUUCGCCGAUUUAUUUGAAGUCGGCAACCCUUCGGUCAAUUCCGUAAACUGUAAUUGGGUUCCCUCGAGCAGGUGAAAGAUCCUCGAGUUUUAUCAGUCGGUGACGGCGUUUGGAUUGUGGCCAUAAGCAGUCUCCAUCGCCCUGGCAAAUUCUAUAUUGUGGUGGCUGGAUUCUCGUACACUGAAAAACCACUUGCUUGGUUAUUGAACGUAAGUUCUACAUAGCAAAUAGCGUUGACGGAGGCGAAGCAUCAAGUUGAAUGCAAUCUACCCACUUAUUUUGCUGAUCUCCCUUGUCCAAAAAUGGACUUGGUAGUGCAACUGUUUACGAUAUUACAGACACAUAGGCGUUUAAUAAGGAGGCCUUUUUAGCAAUGGCAACGAACGAAACUAUAUUUAGGAAGGUACUGAGACUCUGCUGUACAAAGAACUCCUGACGUGUUAUGGCCUGAUGGGUCACCCUGCUCGUAGACCCAGGACAGCUUCGGACACGUUUGAAGUUCCUAUUCUAGGUGAAGCAAGACGGCAAAUGACGGUCUCUGACACAUCUUCAUGGAUCUCACCACAGUUAGAAUUGUGCAUAACUGUAAGAGGUCGAGUAGUUGAGAGAGUCUUAGAUGACUUGCAACUUAACUUGUUUGUGCUUUGGAAGGCUUCCAAUAUUCGUGGCUGGCAGUAUGUAGGUAACAGAUGUGAACAAGGUCUCGAUAUUGAGAACGUAAUAAACUCAUUUGAUUGCAUCCAUAAUCUAUCAAACCCUUCCUCCGUCUCCAAACCUGCAGACAGGCGUUAAAGGCGCCAAAAUGGACAUUUUGUUUCCCCAGAAACACAAUAAAGUGUGUUUAAUGGUAGAGUGACCGGGAUGGCGGGGAUUUAACUUUAUGCCUCCUGACUAGGUCACUCGCGAAUGCGAGGUUUUAAUCCUCUUUCAUAGAGGAGAAUAGCUAGAGUCUGGCCAGUGAGAUCUUUCAAAUGAAAGGAAACACACACACCACGUUAUUGGGCGUCCAUCUGAAUCUAUUUGUCCUUUCGAGCAACAAUGCGAGGCCGUUGCUCUUGGCGACAUUAUGUAAGUGCGCAAUUUUUGUCGAUUGGACCCCCAUACAGCCCAUACAAGUCCACGCUAAGGCCUGAGGAGUAAUGGCAUCUGAUGCACACGAAGGUCUUCCCCCUCAGUGACUACGUUCGCUUUCCGCGAAUUGACCAUCUAAUGCGAUCCUGAUAACCGAGUCGGGGUUCAUCAUUUACCAGCAAGCACCACGCGGCAACACCCGAAGUUAUUUCUCUAUCAGCACCUUAGAUGGUAAUCUCAUAGCAUUUAACUCUCUCGCACUACGUUUCACCACUCAGUCUGUGAAAAUGUGAAUCUGGACAGCAAACGACAAGUUCACACUACUUGCUAAUUCACGAACUAGGCGUACAUUAUAAAGAUGAUACUACCACAACUGAUCUGAACGGUGCACCGAGCACACUGCCUUUGCCCAGUUCUAAGGUCCAGAUGAGGAUACUCGUAAAUUGCGACAAAUCCCAGUCAAUAAUAUGGCAUCCCAUUUAAGAUAGUUUACCACAUUUUUCUAUUUACAAAGUGGGUGAAAGGAUGACAUAACAGCAAUGGCUUAAAGAUCCUUACCUUAUGAUUUAAAAUGCAAUCGGCAAUUGUAACACUUUUACCUUAUACACUUAUUUAAUGCGUUUUCUGUGCAUUUAAAAUACAAGUUGUUCCGUUAGGUCCUAUUUUUACAGAAUACUUUUGGAGUAAGCGCUUCAGUAACGUGCUGUCAUUAUGAUAUGCGGGCGGGAAUAGUGUCUGAACGUAGGUGAUGACUUCCCUUUACUCGUGUCAUUUCAAGUUCUUAGAUCCAAAAUCUUGUUGCUAGAAUAACGAAGUGAGUUCUUUGUGACAACUUAAACAGGGACCCAAUCGGCAGUGCGUAUUUACCGGAAAAUUCUAUCGUCGCAAGCAGCGACUUCUACUAGGUACCCAUCGGGCUCAGCAUCGGCAUUGAGGCGGACUUGCGAGACACCUACCACUUUCCCUCGUAUCCCAUGCACCAGACUUCGGUGGCAAGACAAUAUCAAGACGGCCGGAGGUGGAUUCGAGCGCAAUGACUGAACAACUCAUCGUCUGGACGACACCUCUGGGCGGGCGGAAACACUAACCGUCUACUUCAAUCAAGCUAAGAAGCUGAAUCACUUUCAUGUCAGCUGCCUGCGCAGAUUACUGAGGCUGAGACAGGAUCGUGAACACGGGAGCCUCGGAACGGAACGGAAUCCUCAGAAUCCACACUAUGCUGAAGCAACUUCAGCUGCGAUGGAGUGGCCACCUCGUGAGGAUGGACGACGAGUGAAUACCCAAACGGUUCAUUUACCGUGCUGUAACUACGGGUGUUCACCGACAAAAAGGACAACACAACGCUACAAGGACACUGAAGAACUCUCUGAAACGACAUCAGACAAACCUGGUGACCUGAGCGAACCUUACCUAGAACAGACCAUUCAGGAGAAGGGCAGCGCAAACUGAAGCAGUCAUCUAUGAGGCCAACUGAAUUGCCACUGUCAAAGCCAACGGGGUAGGCGCCCAAUUCUCAGGUGCCCCUGACCCACAGCACAAACUUCUAACCCCUCCCGACAUGCCAGCACUGUCAACAAACAUUUCGCGCGAGGAUCGAACUCGUUGAACAUCUCCGGACCCAAUGCACCAGCUACCCGACGACCCUGACUUUUGCCUCCGCACCCGUCCCUGCUCCAACCGCCUCGGCGCCCACGACCGCGCCCACCCUCACCACCGUUGCUCCGAAUCCCCGAGCCUUGCCUCCGCCGACCAUCACCACGUCCAUGAUCUCUGCCGAAACCGCCGCAGCGACGACCACAACAACUACGUCUACCACUUCUCCUAUUGAUCGAAACGCUGUUGACACUACGUCAAUCUUCACCCUCACCUCUAACGAUGCGGAUUCCUUCCAGACCUGUCCUCAUUGCGAUCGCAAAUUCAUCUCACAUUUCGGCUGUGUCAGUCACUUGCGAAUCCAUCGACAGAGACUGGCCAACCAGUGCCUGUAA
Molecule: messenger RNA, 5098 nt
Organism: Spirometra erinaceieuropaei
Lineage: Eukaryota; Metazoa; Platyhelminthes; Cestoda; Diphyllobothriidea; Diphyllobothriidae
Source: the annotation of a GenBank genome assembly